CCCAAAAAGUCAUCGCAUCCUAUUGAAAUUAUCGUUCGACAUAGUAAAGUGGUGGAGCAACCAAGAGGAGACAGCGAUGAAGGCGAUGAUGAAAACUCAGCAAACGAGUCAAAAAGGCUUUCAACCUUAGUAGAAGGGCAAGAAGCUGAGUCACAAAAAGCUUCCUCAUCUUCAUCAAAUAAGGGGAACACUGCAAAAUGGACUCGUGGCCAUCGUCGUGCUUGGAGUAUGCCUAAUGCUAAGGGUGAAAAAAUGACCCUUGCCGUCAUUCAGGACAAAGAAACAAUGACAAACGGAAACACCCAUAGACGUCGUGUACUACGUUGUCGCCUUCAUCCCACCAAGAAGUCUCGCGGAUCCGGUGGCCUUGACGAAGAGAACCAAGAUAGCCUCGCCACGACAACGCUGAGAUUCGAUCUUAGUGGAAUGCCACAUCCUGAUGAAGACGACAACGAACUGGAGGUUGAAAUUAAUGAAGAAGAAGUUGUGGUGCCCGGCGAAUCUGGUAAGGGAGCGAGAACUAUCAUCAAAAAGUUCUGGGAAGCUAGAUGGAAAGCCACAAAUUUUGAGUACCUUCCUGAGUGGCUACAGGACAACGAAUAUCUAAGAACGGGUCAUCGUCCACCACUUCCUUCAUUCAGUAGCUGCUUCAAGAGCAUCUUCGCACUCCAUACUGAGACCGGCAACAUUUGGACGCACAUGUACGGCUGUGUGGCUUUCAUUGGAGUUGCUUUGUGGUUUCUCACGCGCCCGACGCCUCAAAUUCAGUUCAUGGAGAAGGUCGUAUUCUCGUUAUACUUUUUGGGGGCAAUACUGUGCCUCGGGAUGUCGUUCAUAUUCCACACUGUCGCAUGUCAUUCAGACACCGUUGGAAAAUUAUUCAGCAAGUUGGACUAUGCUGGGAUUGCUUUACUCAUUGUUGGAUCGUUCAUACCUUGGCUUUAUUACGCAUUCUACUGUCGCCCUCAGCCGAUGGUGAUCUACAUCACGAUGAUCAGCGUGUUAGGAUUGCUCGCGAUGAUUGUCUCCUUGUGGGACAAGUUUUCGGAACCAGCGUACAGACCGCUACGAGCCAUUAUCUUCGUUGCUAUGGGACUCUCGGCAGUUUUUCCUGCUGCCCACUUGUUGUUUGUAGAUGGAGUUGAAUUCCUUUACACUAAGGCAUCGUUGGUGUGGAUGCUAUUAAUGGGUUUCAUGUAUAUCAGCGGUGCCGCUAUUUACGCCACUAGAAUUCCUGAGCGAUGGUUCCCUGGAAGAUGCGACUUAUGGUUUCAAUCCCAUCAAUUGUUUCACACUUUUGUCGUAAUCGCGGCAUUCAUCCAUUUCCAUUCCAUUACUGAGAUGGCAAAGAAGAAGCUGAUGGAGGGUUCGUGCGCUGAGCAGCUAUUAGAAAGAUAUGGAAUCGAGGCGCAUCCAUCCUACCUUGGCAGCUGGCUAGGCCUAGACGAGGAUCCAAACGUAAUUUCUUGGAAUGGUGUACAUUAG
Ostertagia ostertagi is the source of this 1485-nucleotide messenger RNA. NCBI's taxonomy places the organism in Eukaryota, Metazoa, Nematoda, Chromadorea, Rhabditida, Trichostrongylidae. The record is from the annotation of a GenBank genome assembly.